Trichomonas vaginalis G3 is the source of this 414-nucleotide messenger RNA. RefSeq names its product pyruvate-flavodoxin oxidoreductase family. The transcript has a single exon. The record is from RefSeq and is a predicted model, not a curated record. Gene Ontology annotation, cellular component: cytosol. The coding region runs from base 1 to 414 and encodes 137 amino acids. Gene Ontology annotation, molecular function: flavin adenine dinucleotide binding; FMN binding; oxidoreductase activity. NCBI's taxonomy places the organism in Eukaryota, Parabasalia, Trichomonadida, Trichomonadidae.
AUGAGCGUUAUUUUAUAUGCCUCUGCGCAAGGAACUGCAAAAGGCCUUGCUGAACAGAUUGGUAAAGAGACAGUCAUUACAGUUAAGGAUGCUAAGGAUGUUCAGCCAUCAGAACUCCCAACAUACGAAAAAAUUAUCUUCGUCCCAGCUUCAUACGGCCGUGGUGACCCACCAGCCGAAUACAAGGACUGGUAUGCUAGCUUCAACGCUUUUAAAGGUGAUCUUAGCAAGGCCAAGUUUGCCGUUCUUGGUGUUGGAUCUGCAAACUACAAGCGUAGCUUUGUUGGCUUCGCAAAGAAGAUCGAGGCUAAGUUAACUGCUCUUGGUGCCACAAAGAUCUGUGAUAUGGGUAUUGCUGAUGAAACAGAAGAAAAGUCUACAGACCUCAACGAGUUCAUUAACAAUGUUAAAUAA